CAGAGAACUAACUCCACAUUGAAUCUUUUCUUCUUCUUUUCCUCCAGUAUAUAUAUGUAUGGAAGGAGGGGAGGAGAGGAGGCAAGGGCACCCACGGCUGCAAGGAGGGAGGAGGGAGGAGGGAGGCUACCGCCAUGGAUUCUCUCCCUCCCAGAUCCAGUCACUGGCUGCCAUGUGCGAGGCUUUCAUACCCUCCCUAUCAAUGGAAGAGCUCCACGUCAGCAGUGGCAAGGAGGACCCACCCACCAAGAACCUCCAGGCCUUCUACCUGGCUUCUGGUUCGGAGUCCCCAGUACCAGAUGAGGUUGCAGAGUUAAUGGUCAAGAGGGGCCUGAGAGAGGCUGUUCUUUUGGUCAAAUUGGUUCUAUGGCUCCUUGCUACCAAGCUGGGCACGCUCGUCCUCUGUGGGUCCCUGAGCCUUUGUGGGGAAUUCCCAUUCAUCAACAAGUUCUCAGACAUGUCUGUAGAGAAGAGGGAAGAGGUUCUUAAAAGAUGGAACAAGGAAAACAUUUUUAUCCCUCUAAGGAUGGUUUUUGUGAUGGUCAAGGUCUUCUGCCUCCACAUCUUUUAUUCAAUGACUAACGAAAACUCGGAGAACCUAUCAUGGAAUGCAAUUGGAUACAGCCUACCAACGGAAGAAAAGCCACCAAAAUCUCAAUCAGAGAGGCCUCUUGAGAAGGGUAUCAUAGAAACCAUGGAUCAAAACGAUUCAUCCCUUCUCCAUUCCCUCACCAAGAAAGGCCUGGCAGUCUCCCAAGACCCCAUUCAAAACAUGUACAGAAUUAGAUGCGAUGUCGCCAUAGUUGGUUCCGGCUGCGGCGGUGGAGUUGCUGCUGCAGUUCUUGCGAGUGCCGGUCACAAGGUGGUAGUCAUCGAGAAAGGCAACUACUUCACAUCGGAGGACUACACCUCCAUCGAAGCCCCAUCCAUGUAUGAAAUGUACGAGUCCGGCGGAAUUCUUAGCACUCUCGAUGGGAAAAUGAUGCUCCUGGCUGGAUCCACCGUGGGGGGUGGUUCCGCCGUGAACUGGUCGGCGUGCAUCAAGACACCAGACUAUGUCCUCAAGGAAUGGGCGGAGGAGCAUCAGCUUCCUCUCUUUAGGAGCACAGACUAUCUCUCAUCAAUGGACGCGGUCUGUAAAAGACUCGGAGUCACCGAGAAUUGCACCCAAGAAGGAUUUCAGAACGAGGUUCUUCGCAAAGGCUGUCAGAAUCUUGGUCUUAAAGUAGAUUCGGUGCCAAGAAAUUCUUCAGAAAGCCAUUUCUGCGGCAGCUGCUGUUAUGGCUGUCGAUCAGGAGAUAAACGUGGGACCGAUACAACUUGGCUGGUGGAUGCUGUCGACUGUGGCGCGGUGAUCGUAACGGGAUGCAAGGCCGAGAGAUUUCUAUUCGUGGAGAACGAGCCAGGUGGGAAGAAAAGGAAGAAAUGUGUGGGACUGAUUGCCAAGUCUUUGAGCCAUAAGGUCACGAUGAAGCUAGAAAUCGAAGCUAAGGUGACCGUCUCAGCGUGCGGUUCUCUCCUGACACCACCACUGAUGAAAGCUAGCGGGCUAACGAAUCCAAACAUAGGGAGGAACCUCCACCUCCACCCGGCAGUUCUUGCAUGGGGUUACUUCCCGGAUUCGGUAUCGGACCUCCGGGGCAAGACCUUCGAGGGAGGGAUCAUCACGUCGUUGCACGAAGUGAGAGCACGGGAGGAUUCGGAUUCGAGCUUGCGGGCGAUCAUCGAGACGCCCGCGGUGGGGCCUGCGGCGUUUGCGACGCUGGUCCCCUGGGUCUCGGGACUGGACAUGAAGGAGAGGAUGGCGAGGUACAGCCGGACGGCGCAUCUCUUCGCGUUGGUACGAGAUCGGGGCACGGGGACGGUGGAGGGGGAGGGAAUGGUGAGAUAUCGAUUCGAUGCAUUGGACAGGGAGAAUAUGAGGGAGGGGCUGCGGAGGGCGCUGCGGAUUUUGGUGGCGGCGGGCGCGGUGGAAGUGGGGACUCACCGGAGCGACGGGCAGAGGAUCCAGUGCAAGGGGAUCAAGGAGGCGGAGUUGGAGGAGUUCUUGGAUGGGAUUACCAUGGUGGGAGGUCCGAGGUCUCGGAAUGAAUUGUGGACCUUCUAUUGCUGUGCUCAUCAGAUGGGGAGCUGCAGGAUGGGAGUGAGCGAGGAAGAGGGAGGGGUGGAUGAGACGGGGGAGAGUUGGGAGGCACAGGGGCUGUUUGUGUGUGAUGGGAGUGUGUUACCGAGUGCCGUUGGGAUUAAUCCUAUGAUCACCAUCCAGUCCAUCGCUUAUUGCCUUUCCAAAGGGAUAGCGAAAUCCUUGAGGAGAGGACCUGAAUGAGAGUGAGAGUAAUUAUGGAUUUCUUGUAUAAGACCACAGAAUUUACUACAGUGAUCCGUCCGAGGACUUUGGACCAAUCAGCAUAUUGCAAGAUAUCAUGGAUAUUAUCUCUUAUUUGAAGCCAAGUUAAAGCAUGUUACCCUCCAGAAUGUUUUACUUGGAAGAAGUCGGGUUGAAAUAUUUAGUUUUGCCUUUCUCAAAACAAUAUUCAAAUAUGCUAAGGUGUCGUUAUAAUACCAAUGAGGUGGAAUGAGAAGAUUUUACAUCAAGUAUCAAAUUCAGAGAUGAAGGUUGUAAAGUGAAAUUUAAAACAACUUCUUAAGAUUUUUAAUCGAAAAAAGAAAAAAGAAAAGCUUAGCUUUG
Messenger RNA from Elaeis guineensis (African oil palm), 2689 nucleotides. Its product is annotated as long-chain-alcohol oxidase FAO2. The record is from RefSeq and is a predicted model, not a curated record. Gene Ontology annotation, molecular function: long-chain-alcohol oxidase activity; flavin adenine dinucleotide binding. NCBI's taxonomy places the organism in Eukaryota, Viridiplantae, Streptophyta, Magnoliopsida, Arecales, Arecaceae.